AUGGGGAUGCAGGUCUGCAAAGCCGGCGCCGCGCCCCUGGUUCUGCUGGGCCUUUGCUUCGCCGCGGCGGUCAAGUCGGUGCCACUGGCCGAUGCCGGACCGCACGUCUACUACGGCUGGGGGGACCCCAUCCGGGUCAGGCACCUCUACACGGCCAGCCGGCACGGACUGUUCAGCUAUUUCCUGAGGAUCCACGGCGACGGCCGAGUGGACGGCGCCGCUAGUCAGAACCGACACAGUUUGCUGGAGAUCCGAGCAGUAGCGCUUCGCACCGUAGCCAUCAAGGGCGUGCACAGCUCUCGCUACCUGUGCAUGGAAGAGGAAGGCGGGCUGCACGGGCUGCUCAUAUAUACCACAGAGAAUUGCUCUUUUGAAGAGGAGAUACGUCCAGAUGGCUACAACAUCUACAAGUCAAAGAAAUAUGGAAUUCUGCUGUCUUUAAGUAAUGCCAGGCAAAGACAACAAUACAAAGGAAAAGACUUUCUUCCGUUAUCUCAUUUCCUACCUAUGAUGAACACUGUGCCAGUGGAAGAUUUUGGAGAAUAUAGUGAUACCAGGCAAAAUUUGGAAUCUGGUAUUUUUCAACAACCAGUUAAAACUGACAGCAUGGAUCCCUUUGGUAUCACUUCUGAAGUGUCCUUAGUACAGAGUCCUAGUUUUGGUUAG
Molecule: messenger RNA, 666 nt
Organism: Protobothrops mucrosquamatus (brown spotted pit viper)
Lineage: Eukaryota; Metazoa; Chordata; Lepidosauria; Squamata; Viperidae
Gene: FGF19
Product: fibroblast growth factor 19
Exons: 3
Coding region: 1-666 (221 amino acids)
Biological process (GO): positive regulation of protein phosphorylation; regulation of cell migration; positive regulation of gene expression
Cellular component (GO): cytoplasm; extracellular region
Molecular function (GO): fibroblast growth factor receptor binding; growth factor activity
Source: RefSeq, a predicted model, not a curated record